ACGUUAGCAACUAACCUCGAACCGUUUGUCUUUAUUUUUCAACUUAACCCGAUAUUAAUAAUAAUGCUACUGAGACAGAUGAGACAGAAGUCCGCUUUAUGCGGUACCGCUUUGAGACUGCCAAACUGUCUUCCUGGGGCGAACCAUCAGAAGGGAAACCUUGUCUCCGUUCAUAAUGCCCGUCUUUAUGCCAGCCAAGCAGCAGAGGCGGUGUUGGAUAAGCAAGUGGUCGGAACAGACUCUAGCUCUAAGGCAGAUAAGGUGGACAAGGACGCCAUGGUGGAGUCCAAGUCUUUUGCAGUGAACAUGUUCAAGGGCCAGAUCAGCACGGCUCAGGUGUUUCCGUAUCCUUCAGUGCUGAAUGAGGAGCAGACCCAGUUUCUCCAGGAGCUUGUGGGACCCUGUUCUAAGUUUUUUGAGGAGGUUAAUGACCCAGCCAAGAAUGAUGCUCUGGAGAAGGUGGAGGACCACACAAUGCAGGGCCUGAAAGAAAUGGGGGCCUUUGGCCUACAGGUGCCCGCUGACCUGGGUGGCGUUGGCCUCACCAACACACAGUAUGCCAGGCUGGUGGAGAUUGUGGGUAUGCACGAUCUGGGCGUUGGCAUUACCCUUGGUGCCCACCAGUCCAUCGGCUUUAAGGGCAUCCUCCUGUUCGGCACCCCUGCUCAGAAGGAGAAAUACCUUCCCAAGCUGGCCACAGGUGAGGAUAUAGCUGCGUUUUGCCUGACUGAGCCUGCCAGUGGCUCAGAUGCGGCAUCCAUUAAGACCACAGCGGUCCGCUCCGCUUGUGGGAAGUACUUUACCCUGAACGGAGGGAAGAUCUGGAUCAGCAACGGAGGCCUGGCAGAAAUAUUCACGGUUUUCGCCAAGACUCCAGUCAAAGACGAGAAAACAGGAGAGAUGAAGGACAAGAUCACAGCCUUCGUUGUGGAGCGGAGCUUUGGAGGCAUAACACAUGGCCCACCUGAGAAGAAGAUGGGCAUCAAAGCGUCCAACACGGCCGAGGUCUACUUCGAGAAUGUACGCGUGCCAGCCGAGUGUGUCCUGGGCGAAGUGGGCGGCGGAUUCAAGGUGGCCAUGAACAUCCUGAACAACGGGCGCUUCGGAAUGGCGGCGGCCCUCUCGGGCACCAUGAAGGGCGUCAUGGCCAAAGCUGUGGACCAUGCUGCCAACCGCACGCAGUUCGGCAACAAGAUUCACAAUUACGGCACUAUCCAGGAGAAGGUGGCACGCAUGGCCAUGCUGCAAUACGUGACUGAGUCUAUGGCCUACAUGGUCAGUGGUAACAUGGACAGUGGUGCAGCCGACUUUCAGAUUGAGGCAGCCAUCAGUAAGAUCUUUGCCUCCGAGGCUGCUUGGACUGUGACUGAUGAGUGUAUUCAGAUCAUGGGAGGAAUGGGCUUCAUGAAGGAUGCGGGUGUGGAACGAGUCAUGAGGGACCUGAGAAUUUUCCGGAUCUUCGAGGGUACUAAUGACAUCCUGCGGCUCUUUGUGGCUCUCAACGGUUUCCAGAAUGCCGGUAACCAGCUGAAGAGUUUGCAGAAAGCGCUGAAGAACCCCUUUGGAAAUCUUGGCGUGCUGACGGGCGAAGUCUCCAAGAGGGCAAAGCGGAAGGCAGGGCUGGGAACAGGGCUGACUCUCCAGGGAACCGUCCACCCCGACUUGGCUCACAGCGGAGACUUGACCGUAAAAGCCAUUGAGCAGUUUGGCACUGUUGUUGAGGAGCUGCUUCUCAAACAUGGCAAGAGGAUCAUUGAUGAGCAGUUUGUGUUGAAGAGAGUGGCGGACUGUGCCAUUGACCUGUAUGCCAUGGUGGUCGUCUUGUCAAGGGCUUCCCGCUCCCUGGAGCAGGGGCACCCGUCUGCCCAGCACGAGAAGAUGCUCUGCGAGACCUGGUGCACGGAGGCUCACGAUCGCAUCAUACACGACAUCCGCUUCCUGCAGUCGGGCACCUCCAAGCAGAUCUUUAAGAACUUGCGGGCCAUCUCCAAGGCCGUGGUGGAAACUGGAGGGGUGGUCAGCCCUCACCCCCUGGGUUUCUAAGGCACCAUCCACCCCCUCUCUCUCCACCCCCUCCACCUCCUCCUCUCCCUCCACCUUCCUCCCUUCAUCCACUUCAUCAUCCACUCACGCAGUGUCUACCAUGUUCUUGUUCCAUCUUCGUGUUCUUUCCCACAUUCAUCUCAUUCAUGCCAUAGCGUAAUAUACAUGCCUACUGUGCAUUACCAUAUAAGUGCAUUACUGUUUUAUGUCCUCAUGGAGGAAAAAGAAGAGAUUGGUGCUGGUACACAAUGUGCUGAACAUAUACUGGCUGAGCUCAUUUGGGGCAGUUACAUUGCCCAAUGUUUUGAAGAGGAACUAGGUUGUCAUAGUGCUAUUUCAAGUGAAAAGUGCAGCGAAUUUGAGUCUCUUGUUAAAAAUAACAUUCGAUAACACCCUAGAGUGCCUUGUUCCUCAGUUGAGCACCAAAAUGUGUUAUCUGACUGACAAGCUAAAUAAUGGUCACUGUGUUUUGGAGGGUUUUGUAAAGCAAGCGUUAAGUACUUCCUAUUGAAAUGCCCCAAAAGUGACACGACAAAGCACUUGAAAUGAUUGAAUAAGAAAAUAACAGUAAGACUGUUGUAAUAGGUUCAAAUUCACUUAAUCAGAAACUAAAAGGGGAGACCGUUGGAUUUUAUCAUAAUAGCUUGAUAGGCAGAGAUGAUGCACGUUAAAAGGCCAGCGAUGGGUUUUUUUGCACAGUGUAAGAGGCAAGUGUUUCUAAUGACUGCUCAGCAGGGAUCGCAUACCUUUACCAAAUCCAGCUCCUUCCCAUGCCCAUGUCUGAGUUUGAGUUUCUUAUAAUCAAUCAUGCCGUUCGCUACAGUUCCUCAUCAGGGGACACUAUUAUGUUCUUUAAUGUUGUUUGGUACGUUUGGUUGCGUUUAAAUGUUGUUUGAAAUAGGUUUUUGCUAUGUGUAAUGGUCAACUUAUAUCAGGUUUGCAUGCACAGUCAAGGUUCUAAUGUGCUUGCAGAAACUUUUCACUUCAGGAAUACAACUCUGCCAUGCUGGUAGAAUAGUCUGAGGACUCUGGUGAAAAAAGGCCUAAUUUUUACAAGCUGAAAAACUGUGCUAAAACAGAUUUAUUUAUUUAUUUUGAUUUAGCAUUGAUUCAUAAAUAGUGAUUCAAUAAAGUGUAAAAUUCUGAGGAUUGUAUAGGUAUACAGCCAUGUAAAAGGUAGGCAAAGAGCCCACAGGCUAAUUCAUUUAGCACUCACUGUAUCCUAUUAUUUUGUGUGUCGUAUUUAAUGUGCUACUGUAUGCGUCUAAAAUUUUAAUUUAUUAUACAUUAUAUAACUUCUACAACUUUGCAUCACUUCUCAAUGAAAGUGUGACUAUCUCUGUUUAAAUAGCAUAAAAAGUCCCUUAAGUGUUUACUUAUUCAACGGCUGUGUAAACAUACUCCCAGAUGUUAAACACUAAGUGUGCAAUUGGUUAUGACCUGCAACAGUUAAAGGUGGGAAUUCUUACUGAGUGCUGUACCAUUAUCUCUACGCCAUAAAUAUUUUGGCCUUGUUUGGUUGUAAAGAAAUAGAAAUGACUGAAAUAUAUGAAAGAAGAUUA
Molecule: messenger RNA, 3605 nt
Organism: Alosa sapidissima (American shad)
Lineage: Eukaryota; Metazoa; Chordata; Actinopteri; Clupeiformes; Clupeidae
Gene: acadvl
Product: acyl-CoA dehydrogenase very long chain
Exons: 20
Coding region: 64-2043 (659 amino acids)
Molecular function (GO): very-long-chain fatty acyl-CoA dehydrogenase activity; flavin adenine dinucleotide binding; fatty-acyl-CoA binding
Source: RefSeq, a predicted model, not a curated record